UGCCAAUCUCGAAUGAAGAAGCAGCAGCAGUGAAUUUUUCGCUCCAAUUUGCAAAAAGUUUGAGAAAACUGUUUUAUAAAACCGAGUGCAAGUCUAAUAAACAAUUUGCUAAAACGCCGUGUGGAUAAUAUUCGUACAGGAUGUGGCCGCAAGCGUUGCAAAUGUCUAGAGACGAGUGUCGAGGGAUAUUGAGAAGACUUGAGCUGGAAUCGUAUUCGCAUGUGAUAAGUGUAUUUCGCGCUCAGGGAGGCCUAAGCGAAAACAAGGCCAAACUUCUUGAGGAGUUGCGUGGCAUAUUUCACAUCUCACAAGAGCGUCAUCGAGCUGAGGCGCGUCGUGUAGCAAGCGAUGAACAAUUAUGUACUAUAGCUGAAGCUAUAUCGGGUCCAAAUACUUGGCAGGAAUGGUCUCGCGAAGGACGCCGCUCGUUUCCCAUGCUGCCCCGUGUAGCGCCACAAACAGCGCUUGCCUUAAUUGCUAAUAAUGUAGCUUCAGAAACAGCGUCAGAAAACGCCAAACUACCAUUUCCUUCUGAUACCGCAGCAGCGUACGCUGCUGAGCAUGCAAAUUUAUUUUCUGGAAGAGAAGACUCGACACCAUGGGAAAUGAAACGAGAAGUUUUCGUCGUCACAGAUGAUCCUUUUAAAAUGCCUGAUAUACCCGUUGGGAGUAAGAAAAAUCUUAAGCGCAACAUAUCUGAUAAUCAAUCUACCGCAAGUAACAAGAAACGCAUUGUUGGUGAUUCUUCACCUAUCAAACAUCAACAACACCAGAAGCAGUUCCACCAUAUAACUGCCAAUAGUGCCCAAGCUACUUCACCAAGCAGUGGUUCUAGUAAUAUACGUAAAUUAUAUCACAAUCAUAAUAACAAAACUACCAAUCAACGUGUUAAUCAACCACAAAUACAAAAACAAAAAUUGGCAACGAAAAAAUCGGUAGCAGCGUUGAAUACAGCCGUGAACACUGUCAUGCCUUUAACGCCUAGUAAACGCCAGGCAACGCCAGCAAAAAGUGGACGCAAACCAAAUUCCAAAAUUCAAGAACAACGGCAGCAACAACAAGCGCUUGCUCAACAACAACAACUGCUUCCACAAACAGCCGUUCGGAAUAUACAACACGUGGUUGGUGAGGGAUCAGAAGACUUUAAUAUGGAACAGAAAUUUGCGCAACCACAAAUUGCUGCUUCGAAAAAGGACAUAACUAAGAAUCUGACAAAAUUGCAAUUGCCAAAUGUGAUUACCACACCAUCAGCGAAUGUUAGCGCACUCUCACCAACACCAAUAAUAUCAGGAAACGCGUUACCCGCACCAUUGACAGUUAAUACUCCAGCUACGCGCAUCGAUGGACAUCAAAUAACAACUGCUUUAUCGCCGCCUAUUGUCGGUGGCAGCGGCGGAUCUACCGGAGUACCGAUUAUUUUACACGGCAAAGUGGAAAAGCAACUGAUUUCCACACCAGUGCAAAAGAUAAUACUUGAAGAUCGUCUUCCGCCUCAUCAACCACAAGGUUUAAUGGCCACAUCAUCAACAACUUCAACGGCAACGGCGGUUGUGGUAUCCUCGGCGCCAACAAUACAGUUACAAUCUACAACAACGCCACAGAUCAUGACAUUGCCACAAAUAUCAGCUGCUGCAACGAAAUUGCGGGCAAUAAAUACAACCAUUUUACCACCAGGCACUAAACUUACUGCAAAAAAAUCUACAUUGAUCACCACUUCUGGUGUUAAUAUAACUGGAAAUGAGAGUAGCACUCUGCCAACUGGUAGCACAAGUGGCGGCGGCGCCAAUCACACACAAGUCUUUAGUAUCAUUGAUAGUAACAACACCGUCGGUAAUGCUCAAGGGUCGCCAGCGCUGCCAACGCAUACGCCACCUGCUAUAAUACAAAUACAAAACACAAACACCAACAGUAUGUCUAAUGAAAGCGUUAUGUCUGCGCCGCAAACGCUACAAUCAGCCCAGCUACCGACUCAAGGUAAAGUUUUGACAACAAAAUUGUUACCAAAGGUGCUGGGAGGCACAAGUAUAUCUGUUGGCAGUGUCACUACUACGCUCAGUGGCAACAGCAGUAGCGGCGGUAAUACUGUCAAUAUUACGAAAAUCGAAACUCUGAAUAAUGGCGCAACGCUUUUAAGUAGCGGCGGUAACAUCGGCAAUAACCCGAACACAUCGUUGGCCGGUACAACUACAGUGCUGAAAAGUGUUGGGUCAACAAUAUUGCUUUCACCAAAUCAGAGUGGCACAGGUAGUGGAGGAGGUGCAUUGUUUUCAACUCUCACCAGCGGUGCUCCGGUAUUCCGUAAAUCACAGAUCUUCAAAACGGGCACAAUUGGCGUGAGCGCAAGUAGUGCAGGAAAGCUUUCCGGUACAUUUAGUACUUCCAACUCUGGUCCUCAAAUUAUUAGUAACAUUAAAUUGACACCUGCGCAUACUACAACAAGUAUAACCUCUGUCACCCAUUCGAAUCAACAACAAUCAUCAACGGCUUCACCAUUCUUGCAACAACAGCUCAAGACUGGCAUUCGUGCCAGUGUAAAAAUAUGCCAAUCAUCAAAUGGCAAAAUGUUCAUUCAGCCAGCCAAUAUGGAUAGCGCCUCCAAAACAAAAUUGCAGAGCACAUUAUCACACAAAAUCUUGCCCAAUGCCGUCGUCAGUAGUAGUUCUACCGGUGCUGGCACAUCGGUGACACAUCAGCCACAACGCAUCGCCAUACAGAAAGUGCAAAUAAUACCAGCGCCACUUCAUUCACCUGGCACAAUAACUGGACCCUUCCAUACGGUCACCACCCAAUCUCAAGCGCAGACUAAGCCAACAAAUACAAUAACAUUAAGUGGCAAUAAAGGUAAUAUGAAUAUGGUUUUCAUGCCUACGGUCGGCGCACGUACCACCUCGGGCACCAUCACAUUAUCGAAAAGUGCUAAUGUUGCCAGCGGCAUUGUUGCUGCUAACAAAGUACAACAUACCGGACAAAAUUCAGAGACAGUUAAACCAAAUGUUGUUAUAAUUGGCUCGUCAGCAUCACAAAGUGGCACGAGUACGACCAUCAAGCCAGCUACUUUUCUGGAUGGCAACAAUAAGUACAGUGUAACGUCAACAGGAAGAUCCACAGGCAAUGCAGUGCACUUGGAAGCCAACCAAAUGAUUACCGAAGACACACCGGUGGAUAUUCUCAAUAUGCCCAUUAUAGUGGACAGUGGUGAUGGUACAAAUAUCACAAUGGGUAAUAACAUUGGUGACACAGUAACGGUGUUGCCAAGUGCGCUCAUUGAAAAAGUAGAACAGCAAGAAGGACAGCAACAACAAGACCAUCAACAGCAACAACCACAACCGUCCACAAUAAUUUUGGGUGCUACCGAUUGGGAAAUGGAAUUGGAUCAAGCUACAGCAGUGGCGGCUGCAACUAAAGCAGCCGCACGCACAGAAUAUCAUCGUCAACCCAGCAGUUUAUCUAGCGGUAAACAACAUAAUAAUUCUCUGGGUGAUAAGCAACAACAACAACAGAUGCAUGCUAAAGCAACAAUUGAUGGCGAAACUAUUAUUAUUGAUGACAGUUUUGAAGAUGUUAUUGUAGAAGAGCAGGAAGAAGGCGAAACAACGGACGCUGGUACCGAGACUGAGGGAACUGUAGACGAUGUUGAAACGGGCGAUGAGACAGGCGGUGAAGAGGGCCAAGAGAUGACGGAGAGAGCAUACACAAUUUUCAGUGGCAGUGAAAGUGGUGAGAUGCAACCAACUAAGCAGCAAGGUACUGCAAAGAUAAGAGUGGGGCGCGUGCAGAAAACAUACAACAACAACAAAACUGCCAUUAAUGAUGAUGAACCCAUUGAAGUGAUUGACGAUGAUGACAACCAUCAGGCAUUUGGUGGAGCUGUUAGUGAGAAAAAACCUAUUAAGAAAGCGGACAGUGAGAGACAAAAAAUGGAUAGAGAAGUAAAUGUAGAAAAUGUGCUCAACGAAAGAGCAAACAACAUGGCGGCGGUGAUGGAAUGUGACACAGAUGCAGGAUUCGAUGAGACUAUCGUUGCUGAUAUUGAUGAAAAUACCGCAAUAGAAUAUAUAGAAGAAGAAAACAAUGUGCGUUCUGGCAACGAUAAAAACGAGCUACACAAUGUGCUUGUCACACCAUCAUCAACUAAUGCAAAAAAACAAAUAAUUGAAAGCGAUGUUAUCGUGUUAGACGAUAAUGACAGUACUGCGCUAGCUGCAACUGCAACACUAGCUACAGCAUCAACAAGUGUUACAUCAGAAGCUUCAGCAGUGGCAAAGGAUUCCGAAACAAUUAAGUUAGUUAGCGUUGCUACGACGAAAUCGAUAAUGGUCGCAGCUGGUAAUAGCAAUGAUCCAACCGGACUGCACUAAAUUUGAGUGCUUUCAAUGGACUGCAUGGGGCGGCAUGAAACAAGUUGUGACAAAGUCUUUCUAUUUUUAUUUUUAUUUUUUCUUGUUCGAUUUUCUUGAGCUGAAAUACAAAGCAAUGGAAAUAUAAAGUAGGGAUAGAGAAUUUCUAGAACGUAGGCUAUAUGGGUGUACAUAAUAAAAGAGUUUGGUGAAGUUAGUUAUUAAAAUGAAUGAUAGUUUAGAAUACAUUUUCAAUGUAAAUUUAUCAAUGGUGCGUAGUGAAGUACGCACGCAAAGAAUAUAAGUGCACAUACAUACAAACAUAAAACAUAACAUUAAAGCUAGGGGGGAGGAAGAAGCAGCAGAAUUAGUUAAAGUUCAUGUAUACAGCCGUAGAUUUGUAGUAGAAAUACAUAAACAAGGAUUUCUUGUUGUAUACUACUACGAAUUACUCAACUAGGUUGGACUAUAGUUUAAACAUAAUUUACAGUUAUUCAAGUUUGUUUUAAAUACACAUUAUUUUAAAUAAAUUAUUCUAUAUAUAUAUACAUAUAUUUUUUUUUUUUGGAAUUUUUUAACGUAAGAGUUCUAGUGUAACUUAAGUGCUCACAUGUUUUUAUGUGCACCCACAAUAUGAAGAUCUAAUACAACUGAAUUCAUACGACUCAUUUUGUACUAGCGUUAAGUAGUACCAGUGGGAAAAUAACUACAACAUACAUACGUGUAUAAAUACCGUAAAUUUCCAAAAAAUUGUUUGUCCAUAAGGUGUAAAUAGUAGUUAGUAAUUUGUAGUUGUACUUCAGCAAACAAACAGAGAAGGUAGUGAAAACAGCAAAAACUCAAACGCGCACACCAAACUGAUCAAAUUUCAAGUGCAAGUGCUGUUCAUACAUAUGUACAUACAUAUGUACGUACGUAUGUAUAUUUUGCAUGUUUUGAAAAUUUUACACACUGCAUACUUCUAGCAGCUUGAAUGAAAUAAAUUCACAAUUUCAUACAACUAAUACAAUUAUACACGUACAUAUAUAAUUUGUUAAUAUUACUAAUAAAAAUCAAAUAAGAAUGUUAUACUUAAAUACUAACGCAUGAACGCGUAUAAUCACUUGAAUAUACAAACAUACAUUAAAUACAUUGAAAAUAAAAAACACAAACAUUUGUUUACAAAUCGUACGUAUGUAGCUCACUCACAGCGAGAUUAAUAGGUUAGUAAUUGAUAUUCAUUUAAUUUCUUUCUUUUAUUUUUUUUUUAAUUAAUGUAUAAAUUACUCGCAAGCAAUUUAUGAUCGACAAUCGAUCGUAGCUCAUAUUUAUCAAAUGUUGAAUAGGCAAGCCAAACGUGUAAACAGACAAGCAACAGAAUAUACACGAUCUUUUGCAAUUGUUUUCUAAAAAAAAAAAUUCGUUUCUUAGAGUUAGCUUAGCAGUUUAAAAUAGAAAAAGUAAAAAAGAAUUCAAAUUUUGGUUGUUAAUAGCCUUUUAUAUAAGCGGUUAUGAAUAUACAACCGAAAGCAGCUACGAAGACGUACUUUACGAUUGAUAUAUAUAUAUAUAUAUAUAAUAAUUUCUUUUUUGUUAUGAUACUCUUUCCUUACAAACAUUUGUAUAGCAGCGCAAGUUGUAAAUACAAAAAAAAAAAAAAAUAAGUCCUUCAUUACUACUACUUAACAUUACUAACAACAUACAUACACACAUAUGUACAUAUUUGUACAUUACCACGUUAUAUUUGUGAAUAAAAUACUUAUAAGCAUUACUCAUUACUUUGGCACCGGAAUUCCUACGAUUUAGGAGGAUAUGCUUGAAUUCUUACAAGUUUUAAAUGUUUCCUUUUAUUUUUUUUUCUACUAAAAUUGCAAAAAUUUUUUUACUCUAAUGUUUCUCUUUUCAUUUCAACAUUACGGCUAGCAGCUAUUAAUUUAAAAGCGCAAAAAACAAAGUUAAAUAACUAAGCUAACGUUUAUAUGUACAGUAAAAUUAUAAAAAAUAAAAAAAGGAAAAUUAUAAAAAAAAUAUGUAAUAAUCAAAAGGAGAAAAAAAACAAG
This is a messenger RNA of Ceratitis capitata (Mediterranean fruit fly), 6376 nucleotides long. RefSeq names its product BRCA2-interacting transcriptional repressor EMSY. Gene Ontology annotation, cellular component: nucleoplasm. The coding region runs from base 141 to 4358 and encodes 1405 amino acids. NCBI's taxonomy places the organism in Eukaryota, Metazoa, Arthropoda, Insecta, Diptera, Tephritidae. Gene Ontology annotation, biological process: regulation of DNA-templated transcription. The transcript is spliced from 6 exons. The record is from RefSeq and is a predicted model, not a curated record.